Lampris incognitus (smalleye Pacific opah) is the source of this 2533-nucleotide messenger RNA. RefSeq names its product solute carrier family 29 member 3 (gene slc29a3). Gene Ontology annotation, molecular function: nucleoside transmembrane transporter activity. The transcript has 7 exons. Gene Ontology annotation, cellular component: plasma membrane; Golgi apparatus. Bases 305 to 1708 code for a protein of 467 amino acids. Gene Ontology annotation, biological process: nucleoside transmembrane transport. The record is from RefSeq and is a predicted model, not a curated record. Lineage: Eukaryota; Metazoa; Chordata; Actinopteri; Lampriformes; Lampridae.
CCGGGGUGCAGCAGGCGCGACUCGCUCCGUGAGACGUGAACCUUGGCUUCUCACACCCGGACCGCGGCGGAGAAGGAGCAGAAACCGCGGCCAGAUUCCCUGGUCCUCUCUCAGGAACAUCACGGAGACCUUUGGGCACCAUGGCCUCGUAACGAUGGCGGAACCCGAUUUAUCUGCUCUCAGCAAGCACAGCUAGAAAGAACCUGUCCCCUUCCUCUCCCAGGUCACGCUACCUCACUCUCCCACUUUCCCUCCUCUUUUCCUUCAUUUCGUGCGUCACUGGUCCUGUUUUCCAGCCGCGGUGAUGGAUGGCAUAGAGCCCCUGCAGCCCAGCGUCAACGCCAGGUACGUGUCUGCUGUCCCUGCCAACCGCGGCCUCUUUGAGGAUGGGGAGAGUGAGGACCAGGCCCCGCUCCUGCCCAAACGUUCCACGACGCCGCUCCCGGUCGUACGCCACAGUCCAAAAGACUCCUACAGCCUGGUGUACAUCAUCUUCUUCCUGAUGGGCAUCGGCUCUCUGCUGCCCUGGAACUUCUUCAUCACCGCCAAACACUACUGGCUCUACAAACUGAGCAACAAUACUGACCACACCAGCCGCGAGGAGCUCCGCUCAGACCUCGGUGACUACUUCGAGAGUUACCUGGCUAUUGCCUCUACGGUGCCUUCUGUGCUGUGUCUGGUACUCAACUACCUCCUAGUUAACAAAUUGUCUUCGAAUGUACGGAUCCUCUCCUCGCUGGUCUUGAUCCUGCUGGUGUUUGUGGUGACCACAGUGCUGGUGAAGGUGGACAUGUCGACCUGCAGGACUCAGUUCUUCGUCGCCACCCUGGCCAGUGUGGCCCUUGUGAGCGGAGCAUCCAACGUCCUCACCGGCAGUGUAUUUGGGAUCAGCGGGCACUUCCCCAUGAAGAUCUCCCAGGCCCUCAUAACAGGCCAGGCGAUGGGAGGCACUCUGAGCGCGAUGGCGUCAAUGGUGGACCUGGCGUUGGCUGACGACGUGACCAACAGCGCCCUCGCCUAUUUCCUGACAGCUGACGUCUUCAUAAUCAUCUGCAUCGUCGCCUACCUUCUCCUGUCCAAGCUGAAAUACUCACGACACUACAUGCUGGCAGUGACGUGCGCCGGCGCAUCCGAUACCGGUCCGGAGGCGGCGGCGCGAACUGUCCCGCCGCUGCAGCCCAUACUCCGGAAGACGUGGCUGCUGGGCCUCUGCGUCUUCUACGUCUUCUGUGUCUCCAUCACGGUGUUCCCCGCCGUCUCCUCGGCCAUUCAGUCGGUGCACAGGGACACCGGCAGCCCCUGGACCACCACCUACUUUGUGCCCCUCACCAGCUUUUUCCUGUACAACUUUGCAGACUACUGUGGGCGCCAGGCUACGGCCUGGCUGCAGGUGCCCGGCCCCACCAGCCGGAUGCUGCCCACGCUGGUGCUCUGUCGCACCGUGCUCGUGCCCCUUUUUUUGUUCUGCAAUUACCAGCCAAGGGACCACGUCCGUACCGUGCUUUUCAACCACGAUCUGUACCCCGUGGUCUUCAACUGCCUGCUGGGCCUCUCCAACGGCUACCUGGGCACCCUGCCCAUGAUCUACGGGCCCAAGGUGGUGCCGCGGGAGCUGGCCGAGGCUACGGGAGUGGUCAUGUCCUUCUUUCUCACUUUAGGACUGGCCUCGGGCUCGGCCCUCUCGGUGCUCGUCGUGCACUGUAUCUGAACUAACUGUCCAGGGAGGUACGACCCUCAUGUCUCAAUAGAAAAGUGUAAGUGUGCCCCCUGCUGACUCGUGUGAAUACUGCAAGGCACCACAAUUACAAGGGUACUAACACAGCCUUUUUUGGGGGGGGGGAGGGGAGGUGGUUAUAAGAAUGUUGAAAGGGUGCUUUUAAGAAACCCCCACAUUUUUCCCAUGCAUCCUCCCCCAUAGCGUACGUUAACAGAUGUACUGUACUGUCGUGUCUGCAUUGUUCUAGUUCAUGGUCUAAACCUGGAGGCUGUGGUGAGCAUGGCCUCCUUAUGCUUGUCCACCAGAAAGUGGAGAAUGACCAAGUGGUGCUGUAAAACACCUCAGGUAUGAGUAAAGAUGGGAGUGCAUUUUCAGAGGUGCACCCUAAAUAAAUAAAUACUGCUUAUCUCCUACAUUUUAUUUUAUACCCUAAAGCUCAAGACUAUGAACGAAUCAGGUUUGAAUAUUUGGGUAGAAGUCUGUUCGUCAGUUUUCCUGAAUAAAUUGCACAGUAAAUAACUGUUUCCAGAUAGUCUGGUGAGGUUGUACAGCAAGUUUGUGGGUUACCCAUUUAUUGUCUCUUUUCUUUUUUUUAAGAAUGUUUCAUCAGUGUCACGUUGUUGCUUAAACUGCUCACGAUUCACAACCUUUGGUUUAUUCACAACUGGAUUUGACCAAGCUGGAUAAAAUGGACGUUUCCAUUAAAAACUUCACAUUUUUACCCUCACGUCUUUCUUUACAUCCAACAAAUUCUUGCCGGUCCAUCGAGUAUCGCUUAAUCGACAGUGGAAGGCCACACCACUAGAAUAGCUUAAG